AUGGACUACCAGAUUCCUCUUCACUGCAGGGUAAUUCCCAAAGAUAUUCAAAAUGAGGAGAUGAUUUCCAUACCCUUCGAAGAUUGUACCGGGGAGCAAUCAAAGCCUUCAUGUGAUCCUGACUUUCGUGCUUUGCAAUCUGCAAUGGAGCCCAUCUCUUCUGUACGUUAUUCGAGGGAUUGCAAUGGCCAACACUCAUCAGAAAGUACUACAAGUAAGUCGUAUAAAGAACAAGAGUUGAGUAAAGGUAAAUCUUACUCAGGCUUGCACAGACUAUCAUUUCCGGAAAGACAAACCUCCUUUAGCUGGCCUUCGUCACCUAGACAUAAAAUUAGUGGAAAAGAUGUACCUUCGUUAGAUAAUUUAUACACCUACAAACGUUGUUUAUCCAUCCAAGAGGAGCAAAUGGAUUCGAGAUCUCAGAGCAAAUUACCCUUUCUGCUACGAAUUCAUUCGGGACAUUUUCACAUAUGCCUUGGCCUCUGCAGUCAAACGGUUCUCUGGAAAACUCUAGAGGAGAACCCCUUGUCGUUUAUUCGUUUUCCGUUCAAAAUCCCCAGUCACUUCACGUUUGGGCUGUGGUUGCUUGCUCUGUUAGGGUUUCUUGUAAUAUCCGGAGCCUACCUAUUAAAAUGUGUGUAUCACUUCGAGACUGUUCGCAUGGAGUAUUUCGAUCGUGUGAGAGUGAAUUACUUCUUUGUACCGUGGAUCGCAGGCAUGAUGCUAAGGCUUGGGCUUCCUUCUAAUAUAGCUUCUGACAAUGUGCACCCUAUGGUAUGUUGUAUAUUUAUGGUUCCCAUCGCCGUCCUAGAGCUCAAAAUCUACGGCCAGUGGUUCACCAAAGGAAAGAGGUCUCUGGCUCGAGUCGCAAAUCCUUCCACCCAUUUGUCCGUAAUCGGAAAUUUCAUGAUUGCCCGAAUCGCAACAAAAGUAGGUUGGAAGGAAAUUGCAUUCUUCUUCUUUACUGUGGGAUUAAUUCAUUAUGCGGUUGUGUUCAUAACUCUUUACCAGAGACUGUCCUCAGAUAUCACGGUUUCCAGAAAAAUAUGUCCAGUGUUCUUUCUGUUUAUUGCAGCUCCAAGCUCCGCAAGCGUAGCGUGGGAAGCAAUAUCAGGAUCCUUCGAUACGUUCUCCAAGAUGCUGUUUUUUCUCUCACUUUUCUUGUGUUCGGCCUUGGUGAGUAUCAAUGAUUUCUUCCGCGACAGCAUACGGAGGUUUUCAAUGAUCUGGUGGGCAUGUGCAUACCCAAUUACGACAACGUCAGUGGCGGCACUAAGAUAUGCAGAGAGCGUGAAGCAUCCCAUUGCUCGUACAUUGGCUUACGCUCUCUCUUCGGUCGCCAUGGUAAUGAUAUUAAUUCUUGCACUGUUAACUAUUGUUAGCAUGGUAGUGGCUAGGGACCACCUGUUUCCCAAUGACACCGUCAUUAUCAUUUGCUCCGAGACGCAGAGAAAAGUUCUGUUGCGAGCUAAAAGAUCUCGUGUUUCUUUAAUGCAUUCUACUAUAUGA
Molecule: messenger RNA, 1509 nt
Organism: Cryptomeria japonica (Japanese cedar)
Lineage: Eukaryota; Viridiplantae; Streptophyta; Pinopsida; Cupressales; Cupressaceae
Product: S-type anion channel SLAH1
Exons: 3
Coding region: 1-1509 (502 amino acids)
Biological process (GO): transmembrane transport; intracellular monoatomic ion homeostasis
Cellular component (GO): membrane
Molecular function (GO): voltage-gated monoatomic anion channel activity
Source: RefSeq, a predicted model, not a curated record